AUGUCAUCUUCAUUCAUCUUUUCCCUAUUCUUGGCGACACUAGUAUUCACCAAUGAAAGAAUGAUACAUGCAUCAUCGGCGGUUUCAGUGGCACCAGAUCUUCCACUGGGCGAAAUUAACGUGCUCGUUUUGACGGAUGUCCACUCCUGGCUUGCUGGACAUGGUCGUCAAGAAGAAAAUUUGAAUGCCGACUAUGGUGAUGUGCUGUCCUUUUAUGAGAAUCUCAAGACAUAUUGCGACGAAAACGAUCAAGAUUUGUGGUUUGUUUCCAAUGGAGACUUUGUGGAUGGCACUGGCCUCAGUAUUCCGGGCGAUCCUAGUAGUUUGGUUCCUGUCUUGCAAAAAAUGCCGCUGGACGCACUGACCUGUGGGAACCACGAAUUGUACAUUGAUGACACUGUGGAUUAUAUGGUGAGACCAGGUGGUUGGGCCGAUUGGUGGGGAGAGAAGUACUUGACAGGCAAUAUUCAGGUGACUGCUAAUGGAGAAAUCCAACAAUUGGGUCAUUUAUACCGGUAUUUGAAAGGAAAGCAUUCGAAUCUGUUGGUUUAUGGAUUUUUGUACAAUAUGGAAGGUGCUUGCGAAUCCAUCACUGUGGAGAAGGUAGACGACGUGGUAAAAAUGUCAUGGUUCAAAGAAGCGCUCACUCGAGAAGAUGAAUCGAUAGAUGCUAUUCUCGUUUUGGCACACAUGGAUUUGAAGGAUCCCUUAGUCACAGUCAUUCGUAAAGCCAUUCGUGAAAUUGUUGGUGAUUCAAUGCCAAUCCAGUUCAUCACUGGACACACACACUAUCGAGGUGAAAUCGAGUUGGAUGACUGGAGCCAUUCCUUUGAAGCCGGAAGAUACCUUGAUACAAUUGGCUUUGUUUCGUUACCCACCAAGGCUACCGCCAUGGCCACACCUCCCAGCACGACUGAUGGCCCAGUGGAAAACGGCUUCAAACACGUUUUCAUAGACGCCAACAAGGCAAUUCUUGCAGGUCAUUUAGGUAUCAAGGAUCCAAAAGACAUGAAUACGGAACAUGGAUUGGAACUUUCGGAAUUUGCUCACAGGACCAGACAGAAGAUGGGACUCUUGGAUCAAAUUGGUUGUGCCCCACAUGAUUUCAAGGCUCGAGCGCCCUUGGACGAUCCAAAAUCGCUUUGGGGACUCUACAAACGGGAGGUUUUGCCAAAGAUUUUUUUCAAGGAAGAGAGUGAUGGUAUCAUGUUUGUGGAAAACGAAGCCUGGAGAUAUGAUUUGUUUUCCCAGUCACCGCUUGUGGUGGACGAUAUAAUGGCAGUAGCACCUUUCAACGAUACCAUUGUAUUCAUAGGGGAGGUUGCAGGGUCGGCAAUCCUCGAGCUGAACGUGUCCUUGAACGAACGAAAGGGCAGUCUUCCACACUACAUUCUAGCUGGAGAAAUCGACAACAAAGACAAACUCUAUGACAUGUACACGCAUGACUUCAAUGUUAAGGAAGUUGUAAAUGCCCUGAAGAAGACUGUCCCAGACCAAGAAUAUGAACCGAAAACCACUGAAACAACGUCGACUUUGAUAUGGCUAGCCUUUGUCCGCGAGAAUUGGCCAUGCCAUGGAGAAUUGGGCAAGGAUGCCCCACCGAUAGCGUCCCCACCAGCUACAUUGUCUUCUUACAUUUUCCAAGAUGACGACGGAAUUGCUACGGAAUCUUGCCCCACCAUCAUGUUGAUGAUGGGGUUGUUGCUAAUGACGAUAUUACUAUAUUGCGCCUUCGGUUGCACAAAGAGCACCUCUACUGAAUUUGUUCUGCUUGAUCCAAAGGAAGACUGCAUGGAGGCACAAUUUGAGGAUAGAGUAGAAAAAUAA
Cylindrotheca closterium is the source of this 1827-nucleotide messenger RNA. Lineage: Eukaryota; Bacillariophyta; Bacillariophyceae; Bacillariales; Bacillariaceae. The record is from the annotation of a GenBank genome assembly.